Staurois parvus is the source of this 528-nucleotide messenger RNA. Lineage: Eukaryota; Metazoa; Chordata; Amphibia; Anura; Ranidae. The record is from the annotation of a GenBank genome assembly.
ACUGCAACUCCCUCCUCAUUGGCUGACCUUUACAUAGGACACACCCCCUCCAAUCCACCCUUGCCAACCAUUCCGUGUCCUCCAUCUCUCUCUGCCAAUCCCUCCACUGGCCUCCACUCAGUGUCCUCCAUCUCUCUCUGCCAAUCCCUCCACUGGCCUCCAUUCAGUGUCCUCCACCCCCCUCUGCCAAUCCCUCCACUGGCCUCCACUCAGUGUCCUCCACCCCCCUCUCUGUCAAUCCCUCCACUGGCCUCCACUCAGUGUCCUCUCUCCCCCUCUGCCAAUCCUUCCACUGGCCUCCACUCAGUGUCCUCCACCCCCCUCUGCCAAUCCCUCCACUGGCCUCCACUCAGUGUCCUCCACCCCCCUCUGCCAAUCCCUCCACUGGCCUCCACUCAGUGUCCUCCACCCCCCUCUGCCAAUCCCUCCACUGGCCUCCACUCAGUGUCCUCCACCCCCCUCUGCCAAUCCCUCCACUGGCCUCCACUCAGUGUCCUCCACCCCCCUCUGCCAAUCCCUCCACUCGCC